AUGUUUUCUACUGCUAUUAUUGCUGCUGCGAGUUUCCUGGGUCUAAGCACGCUGACCCGUCGCGAUGAGGUUUCCAGUCUAGGACCGAACCCCCAGUUCGCAUACGACUUUCCGAUUCCUGGAAAAAAUGCAUCAGAUCUGUUUCCUAUGCACCUGUGCCACGGCUUCCGACUAGAGGAAGCCAGCAUAGACGAUAUUCAAGGGUUAUUGACAUCGCGAGCCCUAUCCAGUGUCGAUCUCGUGUCUUGCUAUCUGGACCGCAUUUACCAGACUAGCAGCUACCUCAAUGCUAUUCUGCAGAUAAACCCAGACGCCUCAACAAUUGCAGCAAAGCUCGACCAAGAGCGCGCCAACGGCACGGUCCGCGGUCCCUUACAUGGGAUCCCGUUCGUCGCGAAGGAUAAUAUAGGAACAAAGGACCGUAUGGAGACUACCUCUGGCAGCUGGGCACUAUUAGGAUCUAUAGUCCCGCGGGACGCAUUUGUAAUAAGCCAAUUACGCGAAGCAGGAGCCGUGUUGCUGGGAAAGGCCGCGUUGAGCGAAUGGGCCGACAUACGGUCGAAUAACUACUCGGAAGGCUAUUCUGGGCGCGGAGGCCAGUGCCGCAGUGCUUAUAACUUGACGGUAAACCCGGGUGGGAGUAGCUCUGGGUGUGGAGUCGCUGUCGGUGCCAACCUUGUUCCUUUUGCACUGGGUACGGAGACCGAUGGUAGUGGUAUGUGGACUCCAGACAAGCAUUCCAGCUCUUGGCGCGACAUCUCUAACGAAAAUACAGUAAUCAAUCCGGCAGAGCGCAAUGCCAUAGUUGGUAUAAAACCCACAGUCGGCUUAACAUCGCGCAGCGGUGCUAUCCCCGAGUCGUUGAAUCAAGAUACCAUAGGUACAUUUGGUAAAACGGUACGCGAUGCAACCUAUGCACUCGACGCCAUUUAUGGUGUGGAUGGCCGCGACAAUGCUACACAUAUGCAACAAGGAAAGACGCCUGCUGGGGGCUACGCUCAAUUUCUGGGCAACAAGAGCAGUCUUCAGGGCGCAGUAUUCGGCCUGCCAUGGGAAUCCUUUUGGAAACUAGCUGGCCCAGAGCAGCUAUCCCAGCUGGUGGAGCUUUUAGAUAUGAUAAAGGGAGCCGGCGCAACCAUAAUCAACGGAACUGAGUUGCCACAUCACGAAAAGAUUGUCUCGCCUACUGGUUGGGACUGGGAUUAUGGAACCGCGCGUGGCUAUCCCAACGAAUCUGAAUAUACCUACAUCAAAGCUGAUUUCUACAACCACAUCAAGGCAUAUUUGGCAGAUUUGGACAAUACCUCUAUGCGCUCACUAGAAGAUCUAGUUGCAUACAACGCCGAGAAUGCUGGCUCCGAGGGCGGACACCCCAACGUCCAUCCCGCAUUUGCUUCUGGGCAAGACGGCUUCGAGGCAUCUCUAGCGACAAAAGGCGUGAUGGACGAAACAUACUGGCAAGCACUUUCAUUCUGCCGCCGGACCACCCGCGAGGAAGGCAUUGAUGCAGCUCUGCAGCACGGUGACCGCGUCUUGGAUGGCCUCCUGGUGCCUCCAGAUGUAGCCCAGAGCAUCCAGAUUGCAGCGCAAGCUGGAUAUCCGGUAAUUACCGUCCCAGCUGGCGUGAACCGCGCUUCUGGUAUGCCGUACGGACUGGCGAUCAUGCAUACCGCGUUUGCGGAGCCGACAUUAAUCAAGUACGCGAGUGCUAUUGAGGAUUUGCAGAAGUCUACGGAUACUCGGUGGAAGCGUACUUUGCCUGAGUGGCGUGGACAUUUGACUCGUAAUAUCCCUGUGAUUAACGCAUAG
Molecule: messenger RNA, 1809 nt
Organism: Aspergillus chevalieri
Lineage: Eukaryota; Fungi; Ascomycota; Eurotiomycetes; Eurotiales; Aspergillaceae
Product: amidase family protein
Exons: 2
Coding region: 1-1809 (602 amino acids)
Source: RefSeq, a predicted model, not a curated record